Molecule: messenger RNA, 1083 nt
Organism: Mandrillus leucophaeus (drill)
Lineage: Eukaryota; Metazoa; Chordata; Mammalia; Primates; Cercopithecidae
Product: delta(3,5)-Delta(2,4)-dienoyl-CoA isomerase, mitochondrial-like
Exons: 10
Coding region: 1-891 (296 amino acids)
Cellular component (GO): mitochondrion
Molecular function (GO): delta(3,5)-delta(2,4)-dienoyl-CoA isomerase activity
Source: RefSeq, a predicted model, not a curated record
AUGGGGGGAUUGACAGCCUCCAACUACUCGGGCCUCGGUAUUAGGCUUCGCCUCACUGGCUCCUCUGCACAAGAGGAAGCCCCAGACCACAGCUAUGAGUCCCUUCGUGUGACAUCUGCGCAGAAACACGUUCUGCAUGUCCAGCUCAACCGGCCCAACAAGAGGAAUGCCAUGAACAAGGCCUUCUGGAGAGAGAUGGUAGAGUGCUUCAACAAGAUUUCGAGAGACGCUGACUGUCGGGCGGUGGUGAUCUCUGGUGCAGGAAAAAUGUUCAGUGCAGGUACCAGACGCUCUUCACACAUCCUACCAGCCUUCCCAGCUCCUGGCAAUAGACAGUGGAGCACUCGAUAUCAGGAGACCUUCAGCGUCAUCGAGAAGUGCCCCAAGCCUGUGAUUGCUGCCAUCCACGGGGGCUGCAUUGGCGGAGGUGUGAACCUCAUCACCGCCUGUGACAUCCGGUACUGUGCCCAGGACGCUUUCUUCCAGGUGAAGGAGGUGGACGUGGGUUUGGCUGCCGAUGUAGGAACACUGCAGCGCCUGCCCAAGGUCAUCGGGAACCAGAGCCUGGUCAAUGAGCUGGCCUUCACCUCCCGCAAGAUGAUGGCUGAUGAGGCCCUGGGCUGCGGCCUGGUCAGCCGGGUGUUGCCAGACAAGGAGGUCAUGCUCGAUGCUGCCUUAGCGCUGGCGGCCGAGAUUUCCAGCAAGAGCCCCGUGGCGGUGCAGGGCACCAAGGUCAACCUGCUCUACUCCCGCGACCAUUCGGUGGCCGAGAGCCUCAACUACGUGGCGUCCUGGAACAUGAGCAUGCUGCAGACCCAGGACAUCGCCAAGUCGGUCCAAGCCGUGACUGAGAACAAGGAACUGAAAAGCGUCACCUUCUCCAAGCUGUGAGAGCUCUCGCAUCCCGUUCCCCAGCCAGGGAGCUGGCCUUGUCCCACCUCAUCCGCAGAAAGGGAGGAUGGGCGAUGACCGUUGUCUCUAUGCCUUCUCACCCAGUCUCCCAGUUUAUAACUAUAUGACAAUGACUUUCUCAAGCCCAAGGCCUUAUCUUCACCCCACGAACAAUAAAGCAAAGUAAAGAAA